Neocloeon triangulifer is the source of this 620-nucleotide messenger RNA. RefSeq names its product microsomal glutathione S-transferase 1-like. Gene Ontology annotation, cellular component: membrane. The transcript has 3 exons. Lineage: Eukaryota; Metazoa; Arthropoda; Insecta; Ephemeroptera; Baetidae. The coding region runs from base 129 to 578 and encodes 149 amino acids. The record is from RefSeq and is a predicted model, not a curated record.
UCGAUCCAAAGCGAAAAAACUCUAGCACGGCCUAAAUCACACGCUGCAUGCUUAGAGAUUUCCUUAUAAAUAUUCAAGACAUUCCAAUUGUCAGUCAUUGCCUAACAAGAGGGAUCGAAUAAGCAGCGAUGGCUACGGAGUUGGAAGAACGAUUUGCAAUUUACGCAUUCAAUGCGGGCCUUUUGGUCAUCAAGCUUUUCGUCGUGGCUUUUUCCACUGGAGUUGUCCGAGGAUCGAAAAAGGUUGUUUUGAAUGAGGAAGAUUCAAAACGAAAGGGGAUGGAAAUGUCCACAGAGGAGCAUCCAGCCGUUGCAAGAGUAAAAAGGGCGCAUUUGAAUGAUUUGGAGAACAUUCCCGCCUUCCUGAUCAUUUCCCUGGUUUGGAUUCACACGAUUCCGGACAUUGUCGAGUGCCACGUGCUCAUGUGGCUGUUCACAACCGCCCGGUUCGUCCACACCGCCGUCUACGCUUAUUACCCGGUGCCGCAGCCGGCCAGGGGAAUUUGCUUCAUCGUUGGAGUUCUAAUUACGCUCUACAUGAUUGUCAGAAACUUCAUUUAUUUCGCGCAAUUCUUCUAAAUAAAUAAACAAAAAUCGAAAUGUGCUUUUGUAAAAAAAUUG